AUGGCCUUGAAGGUCUGUGAACAUGCAUGUAGAGUUUCCUCACUUGCAAUAGCUAACAACGCCGCCCAGUGCACUCAUACUACUGCUACCACCCCCAUUGAGCUGUUUGAAGCUAUUGCCAGAUACGCAGCUCAGGACAAGGAUACGGAACUUGGAGAAAUCAUGUCCAAGCUCUGUAUCAACAUCCAUAGUGUCAUUGUCCCACAAAUGAAAGCUCACUGGUUGUUCAACUUGAACCCUCCCAGUGGCAUUCCCUGGCUUACCAUCCUUGGACCAUUACGCCCUCUUCAUCUUUCGACAAUUGGUAUGCCAGUGCUCAAAACUGUAACACAUUUGCGGUUUCUAUGGGACACACCUUACGGAAAUUUUGGAGAGGUAGAGAAGCUCUCAUUCACACAUUUUGCAUGUGUUUACAGACCAAUCAAGCGAGGAGCUGCAGGUCAAAUACCAUAUUUGUGCAGACUUAUACAAUUACUGUUGAAGAUGAAAACCAUAGAGGUAUUGGUAAUUUGCAUUGAUCUCAGGGAGCCAUCAUCUUAUGUUUCUGUGAGUGAGAUCAAUGACAUGGUGGAAUACCUACAAGCUGCGGAGAAGAAGGAUAGAAGAGUUGUUGUUAGCACACCUGAAUUAAAUGAGAACAUGUGUGAUGAAGAAUUCUGGAGAUAUGCUGAGGAGAUAUUAUUGACCAGGAUGUAA
Lentinula edodes (shiitake mushroom) is the source of this 696-nucleotide messenger RNA. RefSeq lists its product as uncharacterized. The record is from RefSeq and is a predicted model, not a curated record. The coding region runs from base 1 to 696 and encodes 231 amino acids. The transcript has 2 exons. NCBI's taxonomy places the organism in Eukaryota, Fungi, Basidiomycota, Agaricomycetes, Agaricales, Omphalotaceae.